UGGUCCGGGCGGAACCAAUGAGGCGAUAGAAGCUCGGUCACGUGACGUGGCUGACCCCUUUUUCACUUCCGCUGGAGCGCUCGUCAAUGACGUCACCAUGUCCAAACACGGGAGCCGUGGGAAAACUUUAAUCAUCGCCGAAGAUGAAGAGGAGAUGAACCCUUUUUCCUUCAAAGAGUUCCUUCGCUCUAAAGACCACAACCUGGACUUGGACCUGGACCAGGACCAGGACCUUGUCCUAAACCGAGACCAGGACCGAGUCGACGAGGACCAGUCUGCGUGGGAGGUGGAAAUAGAAGAGGGUGGGCGGAGCUUUCAGUCUGACGUCAGUAGCUCCUCCCACUGCGGUGAGGACGAGGCGGAGCAUGACGAGCGGACAAGCAGGUGUGAAGGUGGCGCCCACUAUGAGGGUGAUGACGAAAUGUCCAUCCUACAACCAAACACUUCCAGCAGGGGGCGCAUUCGACAGCUGCAGCAGGAGAACCGCCUGCUGAGGAGGACCAUGGCGGACCUCCAGAGGGCGUCGCGGGCACAGCAGCAGAGGGCGGAGGCGCUGGAGGAGGAGCUACGGCGGCGGCGCUGUCGGGAGCAGCAGGAAGCCCGAGACAUGGAGACCAUGGUCCAGUCCGUGGAGCAGAACCUGGACUUGAUGACGAAACGAGCGCUGAGAGCCGAGGGCAGCGUGUCCACGAUAAGGGCGGAGCUAGAGCUGCUGCAGGCCCAGGUGGAACGUCUGCGCUCGGAAAACGACGGCCUCAAGUCAGCCGAGUCCGACGUCGUCAUGGCGAUGAAGCGCAACGCUCAAGUCGCGUCCGACUACCUGGACAAGACAGCAAGCCACGCCCACUCCUCCGUCUGUCAGCUGCUGGAGGGGGCGGAGUCUCUGCGCCUGGUCUCUCAGCUGCUGCGCUCCAUGGAUAAAGUGUCGGACGUGACGUCGGAGUCGUGAGGCCGCAAUAAAUCCCUUUUUGUCUCAU
Molecule: messenger RNA, 977 nt
Organism: Nerophis lumbriciformis (worm pipefish)
Lineage: Eukaryota; Metazoa; Chordata; Actinopteri; Syngnathiformes; Syngnathidae
Gene: entr1
Product: endosome associated trafficking regulator 1
Biological process (GO): positive regulation of cilium assembly; regulation of cytokinesis; positive regulation of protein localization to cilium
Cellular component (GO): centrosome; recycling endosome; early endosome
Source: RefSeq, a predicted model, not a curated record